UUUUCGCUUUCUCAAAAAUCAAUAAUUUAUUGUUUGAUCGAUUGAGUUCCGAACACGAUGCUUCAAUAUUUUGUUCUUGGUUAUCUCGUGUUUGAGAUCAUCCGUCUCGCCCAACUCCCCGACGUCUGUGCGGUCAAAUUCACGCCACCGCCCGCCAAGCAGGCUACACCACCAGCUGCAGUUCCUGCUCCAGAAGCCCCGAAGUCCGAAGUCAGUACCGCAAAGUCGGGAUAGAGCAAUGUUGGCCAAAUGUCGUCUAAAGAAAAAUGAUGUCUCCUGAAUUUUUUUCUACAUUUUGUUCCUCUGGGACGAUGAAAGUAAAAAAUUAUUUUUUUUU
Caenorhabditis elegans is the source of this 337-nucleotide messenger RNA. RefSeq lists its product as uncharacterized. The coding region runs from base 58 to 234 and encodes 58 amino acids. The record is from RefSeq and is marked reviewed. The transcript has 2 exons. NCBI's taxonomy places the organism in Eukaryota, Metazoa, Nematoda, Chromadorea, Rhabditida, Rhabditidae.